Zychaea mexicana is the source of this 2110-nucleotide messenger RNA. RefSeq lists its product as uncharacterized. Gene Ontology annotation, cellular component: RNA polymerase II transcription regulator complex. The transcript is spliced from 5 exons. Gene Ontology annotation, molecular function: DNA-binding transcription factor activity; protein dimerization activity. The coding region runs from base 251 to 2029 and encodes 592 amino acids. NCBI's taxonomy places the organism in Eukaryota, Fungi, Mucoromycota, Mucoromycetes, Mucorales, Lichtheimiaceae. Gene Ontology annotation, biological process: positive regulation of transcription by RNA polymerase II. The record is from RefSeq and is a predicted model, not a curated record.
UUUUUUUCUUGAUUUCUUUCUUUUCUUUCUCUUCUCUGUCUUCUCUUUUUACCUUUUUGCAGCAUAGGCCGGUUUUCUUUCUCUGUGCCUCGAGUCGCAUACUAUUUAUUAUACCUUAUACUACCCUUUUCAGCUAUUGCCCCUUCAGGAACACCCUCCCCUUAGCUUUUUCUUCUUCUGCACAAGGGUGACUUUAUAUUUCUAUCAUCUCUAUAUUGUCUGUAUACUUAACAGACAUCACUAUUAUACUAUGCCUUCGCAUCGAUUUAAAAAUAUAAGCAGCGGCCGAUCCGCUAGGAACACUUCCAAUAACUUUUUAAGCUUUACUGCUGGUCCAUCCUACCACUAUGGGAAUGUGUAUUCAUCGUCAGAUAUGGCACAUGUCGAGGAAAGUGCCAAUGACCUUGCCCAUGUUGACAAGCGCUCAGCCCACAAUGCCCUUGAACGCCAACGCCGUGAAAACCUCAAUUCCAAGUUCCAACAACUUGCGCAUGCGUUGCCGUCUUUACAAACUGUGCGUCGCCCUAGCAAAACUGUCAUCGUGGCCAAGUCGCUGGAGUUUGUCUCUUCCUCUGUUAACCGAGAAACAAAAUUUCAAAGUCAAAUUGAGCACUUACGCCGUGAAAACGAGCGACUUCGAGAUCAAGCGUCCAAAACCAAGCCCCAGCAGCGUCACCAACAACAACAACAGAACGUGGCGGGCAGUAUCUUCGACGGAACCAUCUCAUCUUCUUCUUCGUCUGCUUCUUCGAUACUCGAGCAACAACAACAACAACCAAUGUAUCUGUCACCUGAGUUAUUGCUGAAUACGAAUGGAGCAGCUACCAUUGACCAAAUUGCUGUCAUAGGCACCGAUACGACUACGGCAGCCUACAACAGCAAUAGUACGGCGACCCAACUAUCGCCACCACCGUCACCUACACCUGCUGUACCACUUUCCACCAGUAAUAGCCACAGUAACAUAAAAAACGCUACUACUACUAUUACUUGUGAGGAAAACAAGACAUCAUCAGCACCCAGUACUGAGACUUCGCCCAAACGUAAAGUUUCCUCGACUUUCGAAAGUGGCAACAACGACGAGCCACUGAAACGAGAGAAACGGUCGCCGCCGGCAUGCUUAAUGGAAAGCAUCAACAUGACAAUGACCCCGACAACCACGAAUGAAAAGCGAAAGAUGCGACAGAAUUCAACAUCGUCAUUGGAUGCAAGCUUCAUGAUGAUGACUACCACGAGCGAUGCUGUACCACCCCCGGACCAGAGCGCUGCUGCUGUAGUAAGUGCUAUGGCUGAGCAACAACAACAACCAACACCACAGCCAGCACUACUAAGACGCCGCCGUUCUUCUGCCCAACAGCAGCAAAAGGCAGCUCGUUCCAAUUUCCAACAUCAGCAACAACAGCAAUACCAAGCAGUGGUUACGCCCACAACCUUCAUGCGUCGGCAGCAACACCAACAACAACACGUAAUGGUGCGAACUCCAAGUGGUGGUGGUAUGAUGCCGAACUAUAUGACGGGACAUCGAGGCUAUUACGAUCAUCAGCAACAACAGCAAUUUAUGAUGAAUAUGGCAGCUGCUGCUGCCGCCGCCGCCACCGCUGCGGCUCCUACUACGAGUGGACCCGAGCACUUGGAUGCACAACAGCAACAUCGUCAGUACCACCAACGGCAACAACAACAACAACAUCAGACACAGCACCCUCAUCCUGCUGCUGCUACUUUGAUGGUGAAUAAUGGUAGCUAUCCUCAUCAUCUGACAAUGAUGGAUUUAAGAUACGACAGCGCGCCGACACCACCAACAUCGAUGAUGACGACGAUGUCUCCGGGAACGACAGCUUUUAAUAUGCAAGAUGCCAAUAAUAGUAAUAGUAUGUCAGGUGCUGCCGCUGCUGCGGCCGCUGCGGCUAGCACUAUGUCGACAUCGGUGGUUGCUCAGCAGUAUCAACAGCUCAUGGACAUCCCAUCCAUGUAUCCACCACCGUACUUUCAGCAUGAUCCUAAUGAUGAUUACCAUGGCUUCAAUUGGCCAUAAUCAUGCCCACUACUUAUCAGUGCUUGAUUUGAAACAAACAGCUUUCGAUUUUUCUUUUCCUUAUUCUUUUGCUGAAUCCGU